Molecule: messenger RNA, 2238 nt
Organism: Daucus carota subsp. sativus
Lineage: Eukaryota; Viridiplantae; Streptophyta; Magnoliopsida; Apiales; Apiaceae
Product: serine/threonine-protein kinase BSK3
Exons: 11
Coding region: 537-2009 (490 amino acids)
Biological process (GO): protein phosphorylation; brassinosteroid mediated signaling pathway
Molecular function (GO): protein kinase activity; protein binding; ATP binding
Source: RefSeq, a predicted model, not a curated record
GAUACUAACCAACAUGUAGCAUCAAUUAUUACACCAAGAACUAUACACAUGAUAUAAAAACACAAAAUCUUCAAGUUUAUCUUAAAGAAUACAUACAUAUGUUGUGUGUAAACUCAGUUGUAGUUUAUGUUGGGGAUCUGAUAUUUUCACCUUCUAUUUAUUUGUAUUUUUGUUGCUGUUUGAUUCAAAAAAUACCCAACUUUUAGAAUCUUGAUGUGUGUAGAGUUUGGGAUUGUCUCUCAACCUUUGUGCUAAAGAUUAACUCUUUUGAUGUGAAAUUUUGUGGGAGAAAGAUAAAUGUUGAUUUGAUCAAAAGGGUUGUUGUUGUACAUCACAAAAUAAAGAAGACUUUUUUUUUCAUGUGGGGUUGUAUUGAAUGCAGUGUAGUCAGAGGUGGAUAUUAGCUCAUCUUUUCAGGGUUUAUUAGUUUUGGAAUGUGGGUUUUGGUUUUUGUGAAGCAUCUGUAAGAGUUGACUUGAAAAAGUGACAUCUUGGAAGAGGCACAGAACUUGGGAAUUUAUUUAAAUUAGAUUGACAUGGGUUGUCAAGGGUCUAAGCUCAUUCCUUGUUGCUUGGUUUCGGAAUAUAAGAGUUCGAUAAUUGAGGCGCCAGAUACCGUGGAUGAUUGUAGUGGUGAGGCAGGUGGUUUGCCUGUGUUCCGUGAGUUCACACUUGAACAAUUGAAAAAUGCUACAUCCGGUUUUGCGGUGGAAAACAUUGUCUCUGAACAUGGGGAAAAAGCUCCUAAUGUGGUUUAUAAAGGGAAGCUGGAUAAUCAAAAGAGGAUCGCUGUCAAGCGUUUUAACAGAUCAGCUUGGCCUGAUUCCCGCCAAUUCUUGGAAGAAGCAAAAUCUGUAGGAUUACUCCGAAACCCAAGGUUAGCAAAUUUGCUUGGAUGCUGUUGUGAAAAUGAUGAGAGGUUACUUGUAGCAGAAUAUAUGCCCAAUAACACCCUUGCCAAACACCUUUUUCACUGGGAGACACAACCAAUGAAGUGGCCAAUGCGAUUAAGGGUUGUUUUACAUCUUGCUGAAGCUCUUGAAUAUUGUACAAGUAAAGGCCGUGCCUUGUAUCAUGAUCUUAAUGCCUACAGAGUUCUGUUUGAUGAGGACGGUAAUCCUAGACUUUCAUGCUUCGGCCUUAUGAAAAAUAGUAGGGAUGGAAAAAGUUACAGUACGAAUCUGGCAUUUACCCCUCCAGAGUAUCUAAGAACUGGGAGAGUGACCCCAGAAAGUGUGAUUUAUAGUUUUGGGACACUUCUGCUAGAUCUUAUUAGUGGAAAACACAUUCCUCCUAGCCAUGCUCUUGAUCUGAUACGUGAUAGAAACCUUCAGAUGCUGACAGAUUCCUGCUUGGAAGGACAGUUUUCUAAUGAUGAUGGGACUGAGCUUGUACGCUUGGCUUCUCGCUGUUUGCAAUAUGAACCACGAGAACGACCAAAUUCAAAGUCAUUAGUGUCAGCCUUGACUCCUUUACAAAAGGAAACCGAGGUUCCUUCUUAUGUUUUAAUGGGUAUUGCAAGCACUGCUUCAUUCUUACCUCAAACGCCACUCGGUGAAGCUUGCUCAAGAAUGGACUUGACUGCUAUACACGAGAUUUUAGAAAAGAUUGCUUACAAAGACGAUGAGGGAGCGACAAAUGAGCUUUCAUUCCAAAUGUGGACCGAUCAGAUGCAAGAGUCAUUGGAGUCCAAGAAAAAGGGUGAUACUGCUUUCAGGCACAAGGACUUCCAAACAGCUAUCGAAUGCUACACACAGUUUGUCAAUUUUGGACCAGUGGUUUCUCCAACAGUAUUUGCUCGACGCAGUUUGUCUUAUCUCCUGUGCGACAUGCCACAAGAAGCACUAGGUGAUGCAAUGCAAGCGCAAGUUAUUUCUCCAGUUUGGCACAUUGCUUCUUAUCUACAAGCAGCCUCACUUUUUGCCCUUAAAAUGGAAACAGAAGCACAAGUAGCACUUAAGGAGGGUUCAGCACUUGAAGCUAAAAGAAAUGCAACCUCCGGACACUAAAUAGUAAAAUGCAGAUCUGUAAAUUUUCUCUUUCGAUCUUCAUUUUGUUUCUCUGAAGAACAAACAUCUGGACCCUGCCGAAGGGCAUACUCAAGCCUGAGUAGUAAAAAAACGACGAUAAGAAAAGAAAGAGAGUAUCUUGCUCAGUGUCUAUUAAAUACUCUGAUGUUACCAUGGUUUCUGUCUUUAUCAGAAACUUUUUGCAUCUAUAUUUGUUAGUUAUCAUACA